AUGUCUCUCGCUACGCUUUCCAUCUUCACCAUCCUAUCCGCCUCUCUUACAUCAGCAACCUACAACAACGCACCUACACCCGUCCCCCUCCUACCCUGUCGCCCAUCCGUUCUCUUCGACAACUCCACCGACGACGCCACCUGGCCCUGGCACAUCUACCAAACGGCACCUGAAGCGCACCCCCCGUAUUCGAAAUCCUCUGGAACGGCGAGGCCCUCGAGCCCGGCUCCAUCGCACUCACCCCCGUGA
Molecule: messenger RNA, 249 nt
Organism: Botrytis byssoidea
Lineage: Eukaryota; Fungi; Ascomycota; Leotiomycetes; Helotiales; Sclerotiniaceae
Exons: 1
Coding region: 1-249 (82 amino acids)
Source: RefSeq, a predicted model, not a curated record